AUGAUGAUCUUUGACAGAAAUCAGAGUACUACAGUUAUUUUCAUUCUCGUGGGAUUCUCUGACUACCCAGAAAUUCAAAUUUUUCUCUUUCUGGUGUUUUUGGCCACCUACGUGAUCAGUGUAAUGGGUAAUCUUGGGAUGAUUGCAAUCAUUAUUAUGAAUCCCAAGUUAUACACCCCAAUGUAUUUUUUCCUUAAACACUUGUCCUUUGUGGAUUUCUAUUACUCCUCUGUUAUUACACCAAAGCUGCUGGAAAACUUAGUGGCAGAAGAUAGGGCAAUGUGUAUCUCAACUUGCAUUGCACAGUUCUUCUUUGCUGCUGGGUGUCCUUUGACUGAGACCUUCAUGUUGGCAGUGAUGGCAUAUGAUCGUUUUGUGGCCAUUUGCAAUCCCCUUUUAUAUAGUGUUAUCAUGUCCCAGAAACGGUGUGCCCUUUUGGUGGCUGCCGCAUACUCCUGGGGCAUACUCUUCUCUCUGCUCCUCACUUACUCUCUCCUUACAUUAUCUUUUUGUGGAACUAAAAUCAUAAAUAAUUUUAUGUGUGACUAUUCUGGCUUACUCUCUGCUGCCUGCUCUGAUAUAUACUUUAGUCAAUUGAUACUUUUUGUUGUGGCAAAUUUUACUAUGUUUAGCACACUCAUGGUCAUAAUCUCUUCUUAUAUUUUUAUUUUUGUAACUGUAAUGAAGAUGCAUUCAGUUAGGGCAAGGCAUAAAGCCUUCUCCACUUGUGCCUCUCACCUGACAGCUGUUGGAGUCUUUUUUGGAACAAUUCUAUUCCUCUAUUGUAUCCCCAACACUAAAAGCUCCUGGUUCACAAAAAAAGUGGCCUCUAUCUUCUCUGCAGUGGUCAUUCCUAUGCUGAACCCCUUGAUAUACAGUCUGAGGAACAAUGAAGUGAAGGAAACAAUCAGGAAGAUAAUGGACAAAAAAUGA
Molecule: messenger RNA, 933 nt
Organism: Sarcophilus harrisii (Tasmanian devil)
Lineage: Eukaryota; Metazoa; Chordata; Mammalia; Dasyuromorphia; Dasyuridae
Product: olfactory receptor 5D18-like
Exons: 1
Coding region: 1-933 (310 amino acids)
Biological process (GO): sensory perception of smell; G protein-coupled receptor signaling pathway
Cellular component (GO): membrane
Molecular function (GO): odorant binding; G protein-coupled receptor activity; olfactory receptor activity
Source: RefSeq, a predicted model, not a curated record